Xiphias gladius (swordfish) is the source of this 5249-nucleotide messenger RNA. RefSeq names its product myelin transcription factor 1b (gene myt1b). Gene Ontology annotation, molecular function: zinc ion binding; RNA polymerase II cis-regulatory region sequence-specific DNA binding; DNA-binding transcription factor activity, RNA polymerase II-specific. The record is from RefSeq and is a predicted model, not a curated record. Gene Ontology annotation, cellular component: nucleus. Gene Ontology annotation, biological process: regulation of transcription by RNA polymerase II. NCBI's taxonomy places the organism in Eukaryota, Metazoa, Chordata, Actinopteri, Istiophoriformes, Xiphiidae. The transcript is spliced from 25 exons. The coding region runs from base 170 to 4261 and encodes 1363 amino acids.
GCUCGUUUAUAAACAUACACACACACAAACUCACGCACUUGAGGGAUAUGGCUCAAACAUCAUACUGGUGCUCUCCGGUGUCUGUUUGUUUAGGGAAAUCACUGCAGCUCCCCACCUGUCUUCACCUCCUCCGGCAUCCAACAAACUCUAACUGACAAAAUCCAGGCACAUGGUGAUGUAUAGCCGAGCUCUUCAUCUCAAGGUCAACAGGUCAUCGAUAGCUGUUCUCACAUGCUCUGACUGUGACCAAGCCAUGAAAGAUUGUGAAUUCUUUGAGAAAGAAAAUGAGUUUCGGGGGGAGCUGGUGAACCAGCGGUGGACACGAGGCGAGAGGACCAGCAGCCGCUGUCAGGCCUCCCAGAGACUGCAGAGCCGUCGACCAAUCAUGAUGAGUAUAGAAGGUGGUGACAAGCGGACUCGCACUCGGUCCAAGGGAAUCAGAGUUCCUAUUGAGCUCGUCGGACAAGAGCUGAGCUGCCCCACCCCUGGAUGCAAUGGCUCUGGCCAUAUCAGUGGGAGAUACUCACGACACAGAAGCAUUCUGGGUUGCCCCAUAGCUAGAAAGCGCCGUCUAGAGGAAGCAGAGGCCGAGCAGGAGCAAGAGCAGGAAACAGAGCGGCCUGCCUCCAAGAGGAAGUCCCACCCCCUGAAACUGGCCCUGGACGAGGGCUUCAGCGCAGAAAGUGACGCCAGCAGUGAGGCUGAGGGCGAGGGAGAAAAGGAUGGAGAGAAAGCAAGAGAGACCAAGGAGGAGGAGCAGGAGGAGGAGGAAGACAGGGACGCUGUUGUAGAGGAGGAGAGAGGAGAAAUGUCAGAAGACCUGAUGCAGGACAGACAGACAAAUAAACAAGAUGUGGAGACAAAGAGUCAAAAGAAGGAGGAGCAAGAGAAGAUGGAAGAGGAAGACACAUAUAAGAAGGGGGAGAACACGUUUGCAGCUGAUGAAGAGGAGGAGUGUGUGAUUAUCGAACCUAAGCUCAGAGCAGCGCCACCUGCACCCAAGGAGUGUCAGUCUCCUUCUCAGAGCGUCGAAGAGCUGGGCAACUCUCUCUUCCACCUUGGCCGAGUUUCCAACAACAAUGCUCCAACUGUGGCCAUUCAGCAGCCUGUUGCUAUGGAGACUGUGAAGGAUGUCACUGUGGCAGCCAAAUGGGGUGAAGAAUUAAAGGACAAGCAAGAGGGGGACAUGAAUAAGGGGAGAGAGAAAGUGGAGGAGGCGGCACACAGAGUUCAAGUAUUGGAAGAAUCAUCUGUUCUGCAGGAGGAGGCAGCUGAAGUGGAGGGAGUGGAGUUGGAAGAGGAGGUGGAGAAUGAGCAAGGAGAGUGCGAAGACAGGAGCAACCACGUGAGCCAGGAGAACCACCAGUAUCUGACUGCAGAUGUCCACCAUGAACAAAUCAAAGAUGAAGAGGAGGAGGAAGAUAUGGCAGUGCCAGCACAGCAGAGGCAGGACACUUCAGCAGUGCUAGAGGAGGAUGAGGGGGGAGAUGAAGAAGACCAGAGGGACCAUGUUCUGCCCAUUUCUGAUGUGCCAACUGCCAUCCGCACCAUCACCAGCACCGCAGCCGCUCAGGGAACACACAUCAAGACUGAUGACAACAGGGCUGGGCCUCUGGAGGACUACAACUCACACAGGGCAAGUCCCCUUGACAAAUUUGACUCUCAUAAACCUAGCCCACUUCAAAACUACAAGGCCAGCCCUCCUUUAAGUUACAGCUCCCAUCGGGCCAGUCCAUUGGAUGACUACUUUGCCAACCCCAAAGUUGAGAACUAUAAAAUCCACAAAGCCUCGUCCUCAGCCUCUCCCGAUAUUAUCGAGGUGCGUUCAGAUAAGUCAGAGGAGAAAGACUUUGAUGAUGUGGAUGGGGAUGACGAGCGUGAUGACGAAGACAGCCUGUCGCAGCGUUCGACGGUGACAGACGAGUCAGAGAUGUUUGACAUGACCCGAGGGAACCUGGGCCUGCUGGAGCAAGCCAUUGCCCUGAAGGCAGAGCAGGUGAAGCCAGCUGGGCCCAGAGAGCUGCUCCGUGCCCCAGAUAUCCACCACCAGCGAUACUUCACCAUGGAUGACAGGCCCAAUCACCUGGACGUAAUCCGCAAAAGCUACUUCAGCAAAGAGAGCAGUAGGCCAGAGAAAAGGGAGAUAAAGUGUCCCACUCCGGGGUGUGAUGGCACGGGUCACGUGACCGGUCUUUACCCCCACCACCGCAGCCUGUCAGGCUGUCCGCACAAGGACAGGAUUCCCCCUGAGAUACUGGCCAUGCAUGAGAAUGUGCUGAAGUGUCCAACUCCUGGUUGCACCGGUCAGGGCCAUGUUAACAGCAACCGUAACACACACCGCAGUCUUUCUGGAUGCCCCAUUGCUGCUGCAGAGAAGCUGUCCAAGAGCCACGAUAAGCAGCAUCUCUCUCAGCCCGGCAGCGACCACCUGAAAGGAAGUCCCAAUGACAGAGUGUUAAGGCCCAUGUGCUUUGUGAAGCAGCUGGAGGUGCCCCAGUACGGCAGCUACAGGCCCAACAUGGCACCUGCCACGCCUCGCGCCAACCUGGCCAAGGAGCUGGAGAAGUACUCCAAGGUGUCCUUCGAUUAUGCAAGCUUUGACGCUCAAGUGUUCGGGAAGCGCAUGCUUGCUCCAAAGAUGCCCACCAGCGAAACCUCACCUAAAGCCUUCAAAACUAAGCCCUCAUUCCCCAAGUCAACGUCGCCCAGCCUAAGUCUCCACGGUUAUGGAAAGAGCUCCUCCACCUUGGCCUACGACUACUCCCAUGAAGCUGAGGCCGCUCACAUGGCUGCCACUGCCAUCCUCAACCUGUCUACACGCUGCUGGGAGAAACCUGAAAACCUCAGCACCAAACCCCAAAACAAGGAAAUGGACAUUGAGGUGGAUGAGAAUGGCACCCUGGACCUGAGUAUGAAGAAGCCCUUUAAACGAGAGGGCAGUCUGUCCGCCACCAGUCCCGGGGUUCGGUCCCCGGACCUUUCUUCCUCCUCCUCUUCCUCGCUGCAUCAUGGUGGAAGUAGCGGGAUGACAUCACCGAACCUCCACGCCUACAAGCAGGAGGAUUGGGAGGGACCUCUGGAUUACACCAAACCCAGCCGCCAAAGGGAGGAGGAAAUGGAUGAGAUGGAGCACACUGGCCAGUCAUUUGUCUCGUCUGACCCAGAGGACUGUGAAAUGAUGCAGGACUGUCUAGAGGAGAGGAAAUACCCAGGAGAGGUCACAACCCCAAGCUUCAAGGUCAAGUUCCAGCCCAAGGAUAGCAAGAAGGAGCUGCUCUCGUGCCCUACACCUGGUUGCGAUGGCAGUGGCCACAUCACUGGAAACUAUGCGUCCCACCGCAGUCUGUCUGGGUGUCCUCUCGCUGAUAAGAGCCUUCGGUCCCUCAUGGCGGCCCACACCCCUGAACUCAAAUGCCCGACUCCGGGAUGUGAUGGCUCAGGUCACAUCACAGGAAACUACGCCUCCCACAGAAGUCUCUCUGGGUGCCCGCGUGCCAAGAAAAGUGGAAUUAAAACUCCUACCAAGGACAACCAGGAGGACUCCGAGCUUUUAAAAUGCCCGGUGCCGGGCUGCGACAGCCUGGGCCACAUCAGUGGGAAGUAUGCCACACACCGCAGCGCCUAUGGGUGUCCGCUGGCGGCCCGAAGACAGAAGGAGGGUCUCUUGAAUGGCACACCCUUCAACUGGAAGGCCUUCAAGACAGAGGGGCCGACCUGUCCCACUCCAGGCUGUGAUGGCUCCGGACAUGCCAACGGAAGCUUCCUCACCCACCGCAGCCUCUCAGGAUGCCCCAGAGCCUUGUAUGCCAAGAAGAAGGCCAAGUUCCCCACAGAGGACUACUUGAGCACAAAGUUCAGAGCCAGUGAUGUUUUGGACAAUGAUGAGGACAUCAAGCAACUCAACAAAGAGAUUAACGACCUCAACGAAUCCAACAAUGAAAUGGAGGCUGACAUGGUCAACCUGCAGACUCAGAUCUCCUCCAUGGAGAAGAACCUGAAGAGCAUCGAGCACGAGAACAAGAUGAUUGAGGAGCAGAACGAGGCUCUCUUCAUGGAGCUGUCUGGUCUUAGUCACGCCCUGAUCCGCAGCCUGGCAAAUAUACGCCUGCCACAAAUGCAGGAGCCAAUCACCGAGCAGAACUUCGACAGCUAUGUGAGCACCCUGACCGACAUGUACACCAACAAGGACUGCUUGCAGAGUCCCGAGAACAAGGCUCUGCUGGAGAGCAUCAACAAAGCUGUGAAGGGCAUCAAAGUCUGAGGCUCGAGACACACAUACACACACAGACACACACACACACAGAAAACGCAAACCGUCCUGAAGCGCAGGAGUGUGACGGAGGUCAAGAUGGAGGGAUGGAGAGAUGAAGGAGAGAUGUUGAAAUACUCUACAAUAUAUUGAAAUAUGAUUCAAAAACAAAAAGGGAAUUCAGGUUAUUUAAAUAAACGGCAACUUAAAAAAAAAAUCAACCCAGGGAACACUCUGUUAGAAGAGAGUGACGCGGACCAAAAUCCACACCACGCUGCUGCUGGGAUUAGGAGGAGGAAACAGAUCCUUCAGUCAGAAUGGAUGGAAAAGAAGAAUAAGGUUACUAGAAGUUGUAUCUGGGGGAUUUCAUAUGCUGUAUGUUUACCUGUUGUCUCUUUUGUGUCCUUAACUGUUUUUGGAGGUUUCACUGUUGCGCGGCUGAUCAGUUUUCGCGCGUCACGUCAACUAAAACAUGGCGGAAUGCGAACAGGGGACUGCUGGCAGGAGCUUGGUGACAUGAAGCGAAGGACACAGAUGAGUUGGAUGCGAAGACUCUCAGUGCUUGUCCUGUAGCAUUCACUGUGGCGAGUGUGUGCGCUCGCCGGCUCCAGAAGCUCCCUGAUUCAUGACCACACACACCCCAGCAAUAUGAAGCAUGCACUAAACUGAAUUUGUGUUUGCUUUGUGGUUUUACCGCAGCGAAGACAACAGGAGCGCAAUGUUGACUCAGUUUAGUGGGAAAAAAAAUUCUUUAACUAAGGUCAUGAGACAGAUCCAGGAACAGUGUAGGUGGUUUAUUUUUCAUGGGACAGCUGAUAUCAUGUUUGAAAAGCAGCAGAUAAAUCCUUUUUUUUUCUUUUUUUGUAAACUGAAAUGAUAAUAGUAAUAGUGUGCACACAUUCAAAUUGAGUUAGUCAUAUCAAUAGUAUUUAUCAACAUAGGAAUUGCACUUAAUUUCAUUUAAUAGUUUUGUGGUACAAUAAUUAUUGUUAUAUAUGAA